AUGAAUAAUAAUGUAAUAUUAUCCUCGACAGUUUUACCUGUUGAUUAUAAUUUAUCCUUAAGAACUACUAAUGCUACAACAAUAGCCAUAUCGAGUACAAUAAAAAAUUGCAAUGUAUCAUUACAAUAUAAAUUUAUUGAACAUAUAGUUUAUUUGUAUGUUAUGUCACCAUUAUGUCUUAUUGGGCUCAUAUUAAAUGUUAUCAAUUUAAUUGUUUUUUCUGAUCCAUCAUUUAAAAAUUUAACAUUUAAAUAUUUACGUCUUAUUGCAUUUGUUGAUUGUAUAACAUGUAUACUUGUUUUUAUUUAUUGUAUUACGAAUUAUACUCGACCACGUACAUUGAAUGAUAAAUAUUUUCGUAUAUGGUAUUUAGUUAAUGUUUAUUUUCCGUUAGCAAAUAUAACUGCGGCAUGUAAUGUUUUAUUAACAAUAACAGUAACUAUUGAAAGACUUGUUAGUGUACGUUGGCCAAUGGACAAACAACGUUUAUUUAGUUCUAAUCGUAUAUUAAUAACGUUAUUUAUUUGUUUUUUAUUUCCAAUUCUUGCGAAUUCAAUUAAUUUUCUUGUUUAUAAAGUAGGUGAAUGUAAUAACCUUUCAUUAACGUCCAUAGCGAAAACGACAGCAUAUGAAUAUUUUGGCAUGUGUAAAGAAAUUCUUCUACGUUUUAUUCCCAUAUGUAUUCUUGUAUUUUCGAAUUGUCUUUUACUAUCAACUGUACAUGCGGCUAACAAAAAAUUUAAAUCACACAAAAGACCUUUACAAUCAAUAUCAAAAAUACCGGCAGCCACAACGACGACAACAACAACAACAGUUUUUCGUCCAUCAGUAUCAAAUGGUUGUGAUACAACACCAAUUAAUAAAUAUCUAUCUGAAUCACAAUCUCAAACAGAUAAUCUUUUAUCAAGAUCAUUAUCAUGUGAAUCAACGUUGCCAACGAAUGUUAAACAGAAAACAUUGUCUUUUCCAAUCAAAUUAUUUAGUAAAAUCCAUUCAAGAAAACAACAACAAGAACGACAAUUAACCAUAAUGCUUGUUUGGUUAUCAACACUUUACUUAUGUGGGCAAAUCCCGAUGUUAUUCGCUUAUCCAAACUUUGUUUUUAAAGAUGUAAGCAAAUCAUCAUAUAAAUAUUAUGCACUUGUUGUUAAUUUACUCGAAUUAACAACUUACUUGGCAAAUUUUUUUAUUUAUGUAAGAUUUACUUCACAAUUUCAACAAGUAUUUCGUACCAAGGUUGAACGUAUCGUUUUUUGUUUUGUAAGAAAUUAA
Messenger RNA from Rotaria socialis, 1272 nucleotides. Lineage: Eukaryota; Metazoa; Rotifera; Eurotatoria; Philodinida; Philodinidae. The record is from the annotation of a GenBank genome assembly.